AUGGAAAGUCAAUUAGAAGAAGAAAUAAAAGACGAAUGCAGUUUCAAAUUUCAUGAUUUUGUGGCAAAAAUUGGAGACUCGUCAAUUGCUUAUCAUACAAUAAAAAUGAAAGAUUGUCUUUAUGUAUGGAUUGGUGAUUUUCAAGAAAAUGCCAUGAAUGAUUUAGCCUUUGCAAUUAAAUCAACAUAUGAAAAGGAACCACUUGCAACGAAGAUCAUGGGAUCAAUUACUAAUGAAGUUUCAAACAGUCUUGCAAAGAGACUUUCAAAAAGACUUUCAGUAGCUGUUUAUGUCAGUUUUAAUGUCCAGGUUGAUAAUCUCUCUCUACCUGCUAUUGAGAGAAGACUACGAGAUGAAAUUAAUGCACACCCUGAGGUUUUCUAACUUAA
Messenger RNA from Eufriesea mexicana, 389 nucleotides. RefSeq names its product proteasome assembly chaperone 4. The record is from RefSeq and is a predicted model, not a curated record. Gene Ontology annotation, biological process: proteasome assembly. The transcript has a single exon. Lineage: Eukaryota; Metazoa; Arthropoda; Insecta; Hymenoptera; Apidae. The coding region runs from base 1 to 384 and encodes 127 amino acids.